AUGGGUUCAUAUGGAGUAGCGCCAACGGGCGUUCAAGGUCUUGCCACAAGUUUCUCAAAAAGAUUAAUGAAUGAUUCCGAAAAUUCUUUACUAUUCAAUAUUGCGCCAACCGGAAGACAAGCCAAAAGACAUGUUCAACAAAUAAACUAUUCUGAAGAUUUUGGUGAUGAUUUUGAUACUGAAGAUUCUCCAUCUUCUGCUUUUGGAAAUCGUAACAUAUCUGACAAUAGAGCACAAGCAGAGCUUCAGAAAUACACACUUGCAAAAAAUACCCCAAUAAUUAAGAAUUUGGCUCGUGACAUAGCAUUACCUGAAUUGGUGGAGAAACCAGUAGUACUUGUCCCGAUAAAAAUAUCACUUGAGAACCUAAACUCUAACCAGAAGUUGGUGGAUACAUUUAUGUGGAACUUGAAUGAAUGUGUAUUGACACCAUUGGAGUUUGCAGAAAUAGUAUGCAAUGAUUUGGAUCUUCCUACCAAUAUGGCUACACAAAUUGCUGAUAGCAUAAACCAACAAGUGGAAGAAUAUACUUAUGUUUCUAAUCUAGCAUUGCCUUCAGACGGCCCAUACAAUGUGACGGUUGAUUUGUCGGUUAACUUGAACAAACACUUGUAUCAAGACCGAUUCGAAUGGGAUAUGAAUCAGUCAGACGUUACACCCGAAAUGUUUGCUAAAAUUGUGGUAAGUGAUUUGGGUUUGCCUUUAGAAUUCGAGAAUGCAGUAUCGCAUGCAUUACAUGAGGUUAUAAUCAGAGUGAAAAAGAGGGUUAUAGAUGGAAGCUUUGAUAAUGAAAUCUACAAUUUGCAUCUUGUGAAGGGUAUAAUAUUUGAGCUUGGUGUUAGAAUAUUCACUGAAAGUAGUAUCCAAAACGGAAACGAUCGUUGGGAGCCAUUAGUUGAGACGUUAACUUCAACUGAAAUCGAACGUAGAGAGAACGAAAGGGUCAGAAACUUAAGAAGAUUGAAGAGAGAAAAUAUGAGAAGAGAUUACGAUGAUUAUAAUAAGAGAAGACAUACAGGAAGAAGAAGAUUUGAUGAGUUAGAAGGUUCUUGGAGUUGA
Messenger RNA from Candida tropicalis MYA-3404, 1059 nucleotides. RefSeq lists its product as uncharacterized. Gene Ontology annotation, biological process: regulation of transcription by RNA polymerase II; chromatin remodeling. The coding region runs from base 1 to 1059 and encodes 352 amino acids. Gene Ontology annotation, cellular component: RSC-type complex; nuclear chromosome; nucleus. Gene Ontology annotation, molecular function: transcription coregulator activity. The transcript has a single exon. The record is from RefSeq and is a predicted model, not a curated record. NCBI's taxonomy places the organism in Eukaryota, Fungi, Ascomycota, Pichiomycetes, Serinales, Debaryomycetaceae.